Messenger RNA from Auxenochlorella protothecoides, 1215 nucleotides. Its product is annotated as putative E3 ubiquitin-protein ligase HERC3. NCBI's taxonomy places the organism in Eukaryota, Viridiplantae, Chlorophyta, Trebouxiophyceae, Chlorellales, Chlorellaceae. The transcript has 4 exons. The coding region runs from base 1 to 1215 and encodes 404 amino acids. The record is from RefSeq and is a predicted model, not a curated record.
AUGACAUCCCCGGUCGUUUCAGGGUCCUGGCCUGGGGCUCCGGCGCCCAGGUAUGGAGCUCUCGGUCGACCCGAUGCCGGGGACUGGUACGAGCCAGAGCCCGUGCCCGGCCUCCCCUCCGACCUGAUCGGCGUGGCUGCGGGGCACUACACCUCCUUCGCCCUCACUGCUCGCGGCCAGGUGUGGAGCUGGGGCGCCAACGAGGCCCUGCAGCUGGGCCGCCGCCAGCGAGACGAGGCCUACACCCACUCCCCCCCGGGCCCGAUCCCCGGCCUACCCCCCAUCGCGCGCCUGGCCGCCUCGGGCGUGGUCGGCUUCGCCGUGACCACACACGGCGAGCUCCACGCCUGGGGCACCAGCCGGCGUGGCCAGCUGGGGCUGGGGCCGGGGGAGACGGCCGCGCCGGCGCCGCGUCGUGUGGAGGCGCUGGCGGACGCGGCGGCCGUGACCCAGGUGUCCGCCGGCUGGGGCCAUGCGCUGGCGCUGACCGUGGACGGCGGGGUUUGGGCCUGGGGCUGGCCGGCCGCGGGGCAGCUGGGGCACACGCUUCCUCCUGAGGACGCCGACGAGGAGGCGCUGGCGGCGGCCUGCGUCUGGGCACCGCGCCGGGUGCAUGCGCUGGAUGGGCGCGGCAUAGUCCAGGUGGCGGCGGGGUACGACCACAGCAUGGCGCUUGGGGCGGACGGCAGGCUGUACACCUUUGGCGACGACUCCCUGGGACAGCUGGGCAGGCGGGAGGCUGAUCCUGGCCCGGCCGACGCGUGGCUGGUGCGGGGCGCUCCCGCCUUUGCCAAGGUGACGGCGGGGCUGGGGCACUGCCUGGCCCUCACGCCCUGCGGCCAGCUGUACAGCUGGGGCUGGAACGGCGCAGGCCAGCUGGGCCUCGGGGCGGGGGAGGCGGCCGAGGUGGUGGCCACGCCGCAGCUCGUGUACGGCCAGCCGCGCAACAGGAACGCACUGCUGGCCGCGGGGCGCGUGCACUCGGUGCUGGUCACGGACGAACGGGACGAGCAGGACGGCGCGGAGCUGAAGGACAACGACCACGCGGGGGCCAUGGCCGGCAUGUGCGCCAGCUGGGGCAGCGGCGCCAACGGGCGGCUGGGCACGGGGCAGCUGGAGGAGGUGCACCAUCCGGAGCUGCUGCCCAUGCUGGACGGGGAGGAGGUGGCCGGGCUGGCGGCGGGGCUGGACCACACCCUCAUCCUGGCGCGGUGA